Oenanthe melanoleuca is the source of this 1037-nucleotide messenger RNA. It is a transcript of the gene HTATIP2, whose product is annotated as HIV-1 Tat interactive protein 2. The coding region runs from base 66 to 761 and encodes 231 amino acids. Gene Ontology annotation, cellular component: cytoplasm. The transcript is spliced from 5 exons. Gene Ontology annotation, biological process: import into nucleus. The record is from RefSeq and is a predicted model, not a curated record. NCBI's taxonomy places the organism in Eukaryota, Metazoa, Chordata, Aves, Passeriformes, Muscicapidae.
CCGUCCCCGUCCCUGUCCCCGUCGCCUUUCCCGGCCCCGCCCCGGCCCCGCCCGCUGCUCUCGGCAUGGCGGCGGCGGGCGGCGGCGGCCGGAGCUGCUUCGUGCUGGGCGGCUCGGGGGAGACGGGCCGGGCGCUGCUGAGGGAGCUGCUGGCCCAGCGCGCCUUCGGCCGCGUCACGCUCAUCGGGCGGCGCCGGCUGAGCCUGGGCGAGGCGGAGGCGGCCGUGGAGCAGGCGGUGGUGGACUUCGAGCGGCUGGGCGAGCACGCUGCCGCCUUCCAGGGACACGACGUGGGCUUCUGCUGCCUGGGCACCACCAGGGCCAAGGCUGGUGUGGACGGCUUUGUCCGUGUGGAUCGGGAUUAUGUGGCACAGGCAGCAGAGCUGGCACGGGCAGGGGGCUGCAAACACUUUGUCCUGCAGUCCUCCCGGGGAGCCAACGCACAGAGCCACUUCCUCUACCUCCGUGUGAAGGGAGAAGUGGAAAACCUGGUCCAGGCUGUUGGUUUUGAUCGCUGUACCAUUCUCCGGCCAGCGGUGCUGCUGUGCAAGCGCCAGGAGUCCCGGCCCAUGGAGUGGAUAGCCCAGCAGUUCCUGGGCGCCGUGGCUCGGGUGUUCCCCGCCGCUUACUCAGUGCCCGUGGAAACGGUGGCCAGGGCUAUGGUGGCCUGCGUGCUGCAGCCAGGCGAGGGGAAGGUGAAGGUGCUGGAGAACAGGGCCAUCCAUGAGCUGGGGAAGGCAGUGCCACAGCAGGGCACGUAGAGCAGAGGGGAUGGCAGGCAGGAGCCUGGGUCACCCUUCAGUGCUCUUGGGGCUGAGGCUGGACGCACACAUGGGAGAGGUGUGGGGUGCUGGCAUGGCUGGCGUGGAGCCAGAGCUGCAUCCACUGCUUUGCACAGUGGCUGAUUCUGUCAGGGGAUCAAAAGUGCAGGUGCUGGCUGCUGGGUGAGGAUAAACAAUGCUCUGCUGCCUGGAUCCGCGACACAAAUGCAGGUAAAGAUGAUGUAAUCCAGGCCUUGAAUAAAAUUCUGUGACUGA